AUGAGCUGGCAACGAACACUGAAGCAUAUAAUGUUGCUGGGAAUACUUGUGCUUGCUUAUUUUCAAAGAGCUGGCUGCAGAAUAUCGGAAAAAGAGAUAGAAGCAAUACAGAGCUACUGGCAUCACAGAAUGCUUGCUUUAGGUGAAGAGGUCCACAUCCGCAGUGUCUUUGUCAAAAUAAUAGACUCUUUCAAGCCUUUCUUGAAUGAAAAUGGCGUUGUGGAGAUCAACGUAAAUGCAGAAGAAAAAGACGAAUACCUCCUAAAAAUAACACAAGAGGAAGAAAUUAUGAAAGAAAUCGCAAACGAUAUACUAAAAACAACAAGGCUGUUGCUGAGUCUGUACAGAAAUGUGGACGAGUUCCCACACAGCGCUUUUAGAAUAGAAAAAAACAAGAAUAGACUAGACAAGAUGCUCUUGCCUGCCCUGAAAAGAUUUACUUCCGUGGUCAAAAAAAUAAACGAGUACGAUUCGUACAUGAUGGGAGUCCUGGAGCAGUACAGCAAACUGCUCGACAAAAGCAGCACAAUAUCCGAGAUCAUGCUGUUCAAGCUGGCUAAAAACAGCAAAAUGAUGGCUGCCAGCAUAAUCUACAUUGUCCUCUUUGGGCCCAAUCUCUCGAAAAUAGACACUAAUCUAGCGCAAAUAAUAGACUAUUUCUCUAAAUCCAUGAUGAGACACAUUCCCGUGGAGAACAUAACAAAUUUUAUGACAUGCAUCAGAGAAGAUAUACUAAAAAAAGGCAUAAACCAAAUAGUCUCAGCAAAUAUGCAUCUGCAUCGAUUGCUGUGCGAUGCCAGCAUCCCUGCACCGUGCACAACAGAUACCAACACAAUGGACACAAGUAUGACGGACACAGGCAUAAUGGACAAGGAUACAAUGAACAUUUAUCUAGCUCUAUCAAAGAAAGACAUCUCUGAAAAAGAAAUAAACCAGUACAGAAACAUCACAUCUGGACAGGUUAUGAAAAUAAUCAUGCUCGAGUGUGCAAUGAGUGGAAGCCUUCUGGACCACAGGAGAAACAGCUUAUUCUCUGUCCUUGGGAGUGUAGUGCAGAAUGUGUGCAGCCCAGAGAAUAGCGGUAGAAAAGACAUUUACGAAAGCAUGAGAAUAGGGAGAAUAGAGCAGGAUAAAAUACUCGAUGUUUUGAGUGCUGUAUGGAAUGACUCUGAGCUGCCAUCCUCAGUUGUGCACAUAGAAGACAUGCAUGCCUUCUGCAAAGAGAAUGGUAUCACGCCCUCAGACAUUCGAAGAACAAAAGAUGUUUUUGUGCACGCUAAAUGGAUGUACGAAAUAAACAGAUACAAAGCAGUGUAUGAAGAGUAUCCAAACUACGAGGACGAGUUCAGCAUAGGAAUACACUUCGACAUGUCGUACACCCAUCCUCUGUGGCACGUAUACAGCCGCUGCGAGCACGUCAGCCAUUUGAACAAGACAGAGAUCAGAUCAAAUCUGCUGCCGUUCAAGAAGAGAGUAAACAAUGUCAUUACACUCAGACCGCACAAAAUAAAAAAAAAUGAUGACAACCUGGUGAAGGCAGAGAACAUAAAAAGCUGCAUCAAAGCCUGGCUCUCACCAACCGCUGAGAUCAAAGUGGUCAGCAGAAAAGAAGACGACAAAGAAUACCGCAGCAUUGUCCGUGACUUUGUCAAAUACCUGAAGACGUCAAAAGAGAAGAAGGUGACAGUAAAAAAAGAGUCAGAAGCAUCUAAAGUAAGCACUAAUCCCGCAAGAAAUAGAAAAAUUGUCUCAGAGGAAAGCUUUGAUAUGUCUGAUAUAUACGAACAAUAG
Messenger RNA from Nematocida minor, 1791 nucleotides. RefSeq lists its product as uncharacterized. The transcript has a single exon. The record is from RefSeq and is a predicted model, not a curated record. NCBI's taxonomy places the organism in Eukaryota, Fungi, Microsporidia. Bases 1 to 1791 code for a protein of 596 amino acids.